AUGUUCGACUGGAGUCUGGUUGUCCCUGGAUAUGCUGCUGCACCGUCCCAAGGGGACCGGUCUAGCUCAUCAAUUGACGAUGACAGAUUAUUAGAGGAUUCUUCACUACUAAGCAGAAUAGACCAAAAGCUUGGAUCCAUUUUUACACCUGCAACCAUUGAGGCUGUUCAAGAGUCGUGUCCUUUUGUUGCGGCUAGAAAUGGAAUCAUCGGAUUUGGCUUUGGCGGAAUAUUGGGUCUAUUCAUGUCGGGCAUGGGCUCUCCCCCGCUCGACGCCACAGGUGCAACAGCACCGGUGACCGUUCGAUCUGUGCUACAAGAAAUGUCCUCCAAAACAUGGUCGUCUGCAAAGAAUUUGGGCAAAGUAGCUGUUAUUUUUUCGACGACCGAAUGCAUCAUUGAAGGAGUAUUUGAUACCAUCACUAAGCUUGAGUAG
Messenger RNA from Mitosporidium daphniae, 435 nucleotides. RefSeq lists its product as uncharacterized. Bases 1 to 435 code for a protein of 144 amino acids. The transcript has a single exon. NCBI's taxonomy places the organism in Eukaryota, Fungi, Microsporidia. The record is from RefSeq and is a predicted model, not a curated record.